This is a messenger RNA of Paramacrobiotus metropolitanus, 964 nucleotides long. RefSeq lists its product as uncharacterized. The transcript is spliced from 2 exons. The record is from RefSeq and is a predicted model, not a curated record. Bases 17 to 769 code for a protein of 250 amino acids. Lineage: Eukaryota; Metazoa; Tardigrada; Eutardigrada; Parachela; Macrobiotidae.
CAAGAACAAAGCACUGAUGGCUAAACAAGCAAGUCCACCAAAAAACCCUAAGGACAACCUGGGCCCGCGCAAAAUGCCGGUUACCCAGCAGCCCUGCACCCCCGGCGCCCCCUGCCGCAGCCAGCACAGCCGCGCCGCCCCUUCCACCACCAACAUGGGCGGCGCCUCCUCCAACCGCCUGCCGGGCGGCGCUCCCUCCACCGCCCAAUUCUCCCAGCACGGCGCGCCUUCCUCCGCCAAACUGCGCGGCCCCACCCCGCAGCCCAGCCGCCUUGCUCCUGGUGGCGCCCCCUCCAGCGCCCACAGCCGGGGCGGAUUAUUAGCGCCCUCCUCCACCCACCGCACCAAGAGCAACAUCUCCUACAGCAACGCCAGCUCCUACAACAGCUUCCAGGACGCCGAACCGUAUGUGGAUAAACAGGGCCGGCCCAAGCGCUUCGUCUGCUGUAACUGCGGGAAAGGUCGCGGCCGGUGUUUCUGCUCGAGCGUGGAUGACUUCUCGGCGCUGGACGUGACCAAGUCGCAGUGGUGGCUGACGCAGGCGUCGGCCAUGGCGCUGCGGGAGAAACGCCUGGCGGAUGCGGAGAAGUCCAGUAUGAACGCCAUCCCGCGCAACGAGGCGGAGUUCAAAAAGGCGGAGCAGGCACGGUUGGCCGCCACGCCCAGUGCGGUUAGUGCGCCGGUGGUGUCCAUGUCCGUGCCGGAAAUGCCGCCGGUCCACGAGAUGCCGACAGCGCAACCGCCCCCGCCGGAUGAUACGGCGCAAUAACUGCCGACGAAGAAAUCUUAUAACUCCCUGGAAAGAAAAACUAUUUCGAAAAUGUUAAUGAUCUUAUUUAUUCUGAAAAUGUUAAUAAUCUUAAUAAUCGAUAAACUAAGAUACUAUAAAUACGUUUACGCUGAAAAAUAACAGCCAACCAUUAAAUUAUUUUUAAAUUACAGUAAUUAAAUUGUUUAUUAUGAA